CGUUUCCCGUCGACUACUUAAACUAACGGAACAAAUACGGGAGCAGUGCGCGCACAGGAUAAAUCGCUGAAGUGAUUUUCUGUUACAUAUUCUUAACUCUGUGUACUUCUCUGUGUUGUCACAACUCGUAUUGUACCUUUAUUUCACAUAAACGUCACCUGAGCUUGAAGCAGGGCUGUGCUAGCAGCGGUCAGCUACAGACUGCAGCUAAAUCGGCUCGCUGCUGUUUACUUUAGCAUCAGGUGCUAACAAUAACGGCACAGGAAUCUUUUGGGGAAAUACCGCUCUUUGAAAGACAUUAUCAAGUGUACACAACUGGUCUGAAUCAACUGUUGAUGUGGUGAGAAAAUCCAGAGAGAAGAGCAGCCAUGACUUCACUGGGGAGCAGCAGUUCCUCAGCUACAGAAUACACUGUGCGAGUCCCCAAAAACACCAGCAAGAAGUACAACAUCAUGGCUUUCAAUGCAGGGGACAGAGUCAACUGCUCAACCUGGACACAGGCUCGUAUGGAAAGGGACAUGAGCGCUCGGCGGAUAUACGGGGAGGAAGAGACGCAGGAAGGUGCGGCUGGCAGUGAGUUUGGCAAGAAGCAGCGUGAGGAAGCACGGCGGAAGAAGUUUGGUAUUGUGACACGUGAGUUCAAAGUGGAGGACCAGCCCUGGAUUCUCAAGGUCAAUGGCAAGGCCGGCAAGAGGUUCAAAGGUCAAAAGAAGGGUGGUGUUACAGAAAAUGCAUCCUACUACAUCUUCACACAGUGUCCUGAUGGAGCUUUUGAAGCCUUCCCUGUUCACGGCUGGUACAACUUCACACCACUGGCCAAGCACCGAACUCUCACUGCCGAAGAGGCGGAGGAGGAGUGGGGCAGAAGGAACAAAGUGGUGAAUCACUUCAGCAUUAUGCUUCAGAGACGUUUCCGGGAGCAGGAACGCGGUGAGGAUGACGAGGAUGAGGCUGACAAGUCGGGGAAGAAGAAAAAGAAGGCGGGUGGGAGAGGGGGCGACCUGCGCAUUCACGACCUGGAAGACGACCUGGAGAUGAGCAGUGACGACAGCGACAGCAGUAUGGGGGAUGAUGGGGAGAGCAAGACAAGGGCGAAGAAAGAGACGGGGAAAGGAAAAGGAAAGAAAAAGAAGAGGAAGAGCAACGAGGAGGCCUUGGAGGACAGUGACGACGGCGAUUAUGAGGGUCUAGAGGUGGAUUACAUGUCAGAUGAAAGCAGUUCAGAUGAGGAGCCAGAAAAAGGAAAACCCAGUAAAGCAGAGGAGCAUCCUAAAGGGAUUGAUGAGGCAUCUGAAAGUGAGGAAGAGAGCGAGGAGGAGAAGCAGAAUGAAGAGGAGGCAAAAGAGGAGGAAGAAGAGGAGGAGGGAAAGAAAACCCCGGUCCAGAUGGAAAAGAAGAAGAAAAAAGACAGCAGCGGCGAGUCAGACAGCUCAGACGACAGUGAUAUCGAAGGAGAGACGGCCUCCGCUCUGUUCAUGAAGAAGCGCACCCCUCCUAAACGUGGAGGAGGGCGUGGCUCUGCUGGCAGCUCCAGGACUGGCAGUCGCCCCGGGACACCAUCCAUAGACUCCGCCUCCACCUCCAGUACACUCCGUGCUGCUGCCAGUAAACUAGAGCAAGGUAAGAGACAGACUCAGGGUCCUUCUACUGACUCACCAGCUGCUAAAAGGCUAAAGAUGGAGCCCAGUACUCAGAGCCCUGUUCCCUCUGGGAAGAGUACGCCUCAACCCCCAUCAGGCAAAUCCACUCCUAGCUCAAGUGAUGUGCAGCUAACAGAGGAAGCGGUCCGGCGGUACCUGAUCCGUAAACCCAUGACCACCAAAGACCUGCUGAAGAAGUUCCAGACGAAGCGCACUGGUUUAAGCAGCGAGCAGACGGUCAACGUGCUGGCACAGAUCCUGAAGCGCCUCAAUCCAGAGCGUAAAAAUGUGAAUGACAAAAUGCACUUCUACCUCACAGAAUAACUGAUGGAGGCAAGGGGUAGAGAGGAAUUUUGUGUUUGUUUAAAAUCCAGAAAUCUCUGAUGUGUCGAGGUGAUGAUCUGACAUGCCACAGGAUCAGAGGUUGAAACUAUCUGCAUAGUUAUCAUUGAGUAUUUUGUGAAGCAUCUUGAGUCAGUAUUUCAGAGUCAGAAAAACGUGUCAAUACUGAGAGAAAAGCAGCUCAGUCUCUCUCUGGUUCUAAUAAUUUGAUUAAAUGAAACAAUACUUUGACUUUUUUUUCUUUGAUCAAAACAUUAAUAAUAAAAUGUUAAACCUGC
This is a messenger RNA of Acanthopagrus latus (yellowfin seabream), 2260 nucleotides long. RefSeq names its product general transcription factor IIF, polypeptide 1 (gene gtf2f1). Gene Ontology annotation, cellular component: transcription factor TFIIF complex; nucleus. Gene Ontology annotation, biological process: transcription initiation at RNA polymerase II promoter; positive regulation of transcription elongation by RNA polymerase II. The transcript has 14 exons. The record is from RefSeq and is a predicted model, not a curated record. Gene Ontology annotation, molecular function: DNA binding; TFIIF-class transcription factor complex binding; RNA polymerase II general transcription initiation factor activity. NCBI's taxonomy places the organism in Eukaryota, Metazoa, Chordata, Actinopteri, Spariformes, Sparidae. The coding region runs from base 369 to 1964 and encodes 531 amino acids.